UCUCCUCCUCUCCUCCCCUUCUCCCUCGGGUGUGUGAGCCAGGAUCACCGCUACAUCCAGCGGAGCUCUUGGCAAAGAACCGCAGGGAAACAAUGAAAACCGAGGCGAUGGAAGCGCGACAGGACUAACCGCGCUAGGGGAAAGGGGGCACAGGCUGAAAAACAGAGAGACAAAGUGAGGACAGAAGAAGCUAAAGGUUUCUCAAGAGUCCUGGCCCCAUGUCUGCCCCUGCUCCAGCCAAUCGGAGGUCUGCGUUGGGCUCUCGCCGGUUUGACUACUGCAGGUUCAUAGAGCUAGACUACGUCCCUAUGGAGACAGACUAUAUGGUCUCAAUGCGCCCCACAAAAGGCUAUGCAUCGACUAAGUCGCCGACUAAAGGAUACGCUUCCACCAAGUCUCCAGAUCGCCACAGCCGUUCAACAAACUCUCCCGCGACCCCUCGCUCUCGGCGGACACUGGCGGCGCCCAGUAAUAGAGAUCCCCAUGGCAACAUCUCCCUCAGCAGCAGCAGCAACUCAGGCUCUUGUAAAGGCAGCGACUGCAGCCCCACCAAAGGUCGUCAUCAGAAGUACAUGUUAUGUACGGACAACCAUGGUAUCCGGCCCCCUCCACCAGAGCAGUACCUCACACCGCUGCAGCAGAAAGAGGUGUGUAUCCGACACCUGCGGUCCAGGCUAAAAGAAACCAUCAACACUCUACAAGACAGGGAUACAGAGAUAGAUGAGCUGAGGGGCCAGCUUUACAGGAUGCAGGAGGACUGGGUUGAAGAGGAAUGUCACCGUGUGGAGGCUCAGCUGGCCCUGAAGGAUGCGCGUCAGGAGAUCCAGCAGCUCAAACAGGCCGUGGACACUGUUCGCGACAGGCUCAGUGAUGCUGGGGGGCUCAGCGGGGACAUAGGGGUCCAGAAGUACUUUCAGGACAUCAACACUCAGAACCACAAGCUUGAGAACCUUUUGCUCAGCAUGGAGCUGGCCCAGGCUGGAUUAGCCAAGGAGGGGGAAGCCAUACCAGGCUGUCGGACCCGUGUUGGAGGUUCGGCACCAGCAUCGGUAUCAGGGGAAAGUCCAGGGGGAAUACCCAAACCGGCAGUAGGAGGAAGGGGGUCUUGCUCCUGCGACUGUUCCCCAGCCCAUUCUCUGACCCGGAGCUCCACCUACACUAAACUGAGUGAUCAGGCGCUUGCAGACCGGAUCGGCAAUGGCCCGGACUUUCCUCUAUCAGGUGAUGGCACACAGGACAACGGCUUUGUGUGCUGUGUGGAGAGCAGCAUCCCCAGCCGGGCAGACCUGCUGCUGGAAGCCGCAUUCCUCUCUGAAGAAACAGCAUCUUUACUCAACUCCUACGCACAGACCUUUUCCCAAUCUCUUCCCCAUUCUCUGCCCAACUCCCUUCCCAGCUCCCUGCCCAGCUCUCUGCCUCACACUUUCUCUCAUACCUUACCUCGCUCUUUCCCUCACAAUUUGUCCCACUCUGUGCCCCACACUAUGCCACACUCCUCUACCUGUGAGAAGCUGUGCACAGGUGAGCGUCUUGCACCCCUUCGUUGUGGCCUGGGUGGAGUGGGCUGUAGGAACCAUCCCUGCCUAUCCCACCACCACCUCUACCUGCACUCCCUGCGGGAGACAGGCAUUCAGACUGAAAGCUGCCCCAUCCCUACAAUGGCAGGUUACCCCUCUGAUCUGGAUACCAUAGCGGAGCAACGCACUUUCCGCUCCCAGGCCUGUAGCCCCACCUCCACCUGGAUGUCUGAUGAAGGGGAUGAGGAGCUGGACUCCAUCACCACCACAACUUCAGUAACCACAGCAACGCUCAUGAGUACGGCCACAGAGCCAAUCCCGGUCACCAAAACACCGCUGGUCCCUUCCUUACCACGGUCUGCUACUGUCGCGUGUUCCAUGGAAAGUCCUCUGUCUACAAAGGAAGAGGGAGUGGAGGAAGAGGAAAAGCAGGAGAAAGAGAACAGAGAGAAUGAAGCUGUCACAAUGGGGCAGCAGGAGGAAACAACAGUGAUCAGAUUGGCACAAAAAAUCGGCUUAGUGAGAGGGAAUGAGGUCAUAGUUCAAGGUGCAGUGGACGAGGCAGCACCAGGAAAACUGUGCAAUUUAAAAGCAGGAAUGCAGGGGGAGCUUGAGUUUCAAGGAUGCUGUGAAGAAAGCCUGUCAGGAGGGGCAACACUGGAAAACCUCAGAAUGGAAGACAGGCAACAAGAGGUUGGUCUAUCAGUAGGGUCAAUGCAGGUAGAGACAGCAGAGCUGAGUCCAAGUUGCCAAGGAUUAUCACCAGACGUAGAACAGCCUCACACCUCACAGCCAAGGAAAUCAACUUCCCAUGAGGAGAUUGCUGGUGUCACUGUAGUGGAGUUGAAUGAUAAAGAUGAUGUUGAAGAUGAAACUAAAGAACAAGGCGCCACAGGGGGCACCACAGCGGAUGAGGGAGAUUCAUCGGACUCUGGGACAAUUGAGAAAAGCUACUGGAGUCGUCACUUCCUAGUUGAUCUGCUGGCAGUGGCCAUUCCUGUAGUGCCAACAGUGGCAUGGCUCUGCCGUGGCCCAGUCCGUGGUGAACAGCCCAUGUAUCAUAUAGGGUCGCUGCUGCGAGGCUGUUGCACUGUGGCACUGCACUCGCUGCGCAGGGGAGGUGGGUUGAGGCACUACCCUGCAGGCGGGGGAGACAUGGGCGGAUCACAGAUAUAAGAGGAGAAUCUGCUCACAACCUCUGUGGUCCUUAACUACGACCUCUCCCAUGUAGGUCUGGGUCCUUAGCUUGUUGGAAGAUACCUGUGAGGAGAGGAAGAGAAAUAUCUUCCUGUCCUGCACUGCAUUCCUCAUCAAGGUUAAUAGCUGAGGGGAACAUCAGGGACAGGAAAUGUGCAUUUAUGACUAAGAUCUCUGACUGAUAAAGUCUGUUGUGUUUGGUCCUGCUCCUUAUUGUCUCUCACCCACUGGUCCUUGCUGUUGCUACCAAGAUGUCUGCUAACACUACUGACUUGUGCAAAACUGAAUGAGCUGAUUGAAAUGAAUGAUCUAUGCUUGAUUGUUUAACGCUGAUUGUUUUCUUUUUAAAUGCAGGGAAAUGUUACAAGUCUUUCAAACUACCAGGCUGUCUCAAUUCUGACCUGUUCUAAUGAUACUGUAUAUGUAUAAGAGUGUGUCUAUGUGUAAACCAACGGUCUCGUUGUCGGCAGUGGAUGAGCAUCCUAAUUCAAACUUGACACGUGACCUUUGACUGCAGACAGUUUUCCUUGAGUCCUUGACAUCUUCAAAUAUGAAAACAUGGAGUUAUCUAGUAUCAAGAAACAACAAUAUAGACACAGAACUAAGGUUGGUUUUAAGGGUAGAACACACCGAAACACAGCAAGUCUACUUGUUGUUUCAGACACAGGUGAGACAUGAAAUACGAUCCAGGAAAUCCGGUUUGAGUAACAGAUCCAUGAGUUUGUGUUUUCUUGCGGUUUGAGCACCAAGACAGUGAAAAGGUGCUUGUCCCAUAACUAUUAAUUUAGAUCAUUUUUUACAUGUUGUGGUCUUGACUGAGACGGUGCUGUGAUAGAAAUAAAACUGAACUUUGCUGCAGAUCAGACAGGAUAAAAACUGAUUGACUUCAAUCACAGUGGAUAUAGAAUAAUUGCCUUAGCAGUCAGUAGAUAAAAAACUCCUACAUUAACAUCUAUUUCUCCUUUCUUUGAAGUUGCCUUUGAAAUAGAAGCUGCUCUUUCAUUUCCCUCAACCCCAGCACUGCCCAUUUUCACAAUUCUAAACAAAACAGUCAAAAUCUCAUUACAAAGGUCAGGUCUUGUGAGGGAUUUGUCGCCAGGUGGCUGUGUUCGGUGUGUUUCUACCCUGAGAGUACAGAAAUCCAAAAAAGCUGAUUCAGAUUCAAAAGCUCAAAACUCAAUGAAUCCACAAACUUAGUCCCCAGGUAAUUAUUCUGCAAAUCUACAGAUUUAUUGAGCUGAGCAGAAAAUGCCACUUAUUUCAUGACUGUAAGCAAAUCUCAUAAUGUGUUUCCUUUUCAUCUUAUGCAUGCACAGCAUCCCUCUGGGUUUGACUGUGCAGCUACAUCUUUUCUGCUCCUUCUCUGUUUCUCUCAAUCAUUAAAUGUUCAAUGUGUAAGAUAUGCCAGAAUUUAAACUUAAAACAUUAAAACAAUGAACUAACAUUAUCAAAAGAAUGUGUAGAGGUAAGAGUGCGGACGAAGAUGUCUAUGUAUUGUGUUGCAGAGAUAUCUACUGAUAGUUCCGGCCCUUAAUGUCUAAGCUGAAUAGUGAGCCACUACAGCGCUAGUCUGCCUCAGUACAGAGGGAGAAGAAGUACAGCUGUCUAACUCAGGGCUUGAUCUUACAUCCAUGAUCCCUGCACGUUUUGAUUGUUUGAACUAAAUCCAAAGUGUCAGAAAUGAGAAAAGUACUCGCAUCCUCGCCUCGUCCCCACCACUGCUAGGAGGCAUGUGGUGACAAACAUGUGACAAACUACUAUAACUGAAAUAUAAACAGGUUAACAUAUUCUAGUGGUGGUUUUGAUUAUUGAUGAAUUUAGAUUUAAUGGUCCCAGUAGUAGAGGUGAAAUACUGCCCCCUGUUGCUUUGGAGCAGGUGGCUCGGAACUACACGUUGCACCUUUAAAGGAAUAGUGCAAAAUUGGAAAAGUGAAAAAUGCUUAUUUGCUUUCUUGCUGCGGGUUAGAUGAGGAGUUCAAUGCCACUCUCAUGUUUGUGUGCUAAAGGUGAAGCUACAACGCGCAUGUGGUUAGAUAAGCUUAGCAUAAAGAUUUGAAGCAGAGGGAAACAGCUCGCAUAGCUCUGUCCUAUCUACCUAGCAGCAUCUCUAAAGCUCACUUAUUGAAAUAAAUCGCGUUUAUUUAAUCCGAAACCAAACCAAAAUGUAAACUUCAAGUUGUGGUUUUAUAGGGAGUUACGUGCUGGAGCGCCUCACAGCCAUGUUGUUUGUGUUGUUUUCCUUUUGCAUAUCUUCAUAUGAGAGAGAGAGAGAGAGAGAGAGAGAGAGAGAGAGAGAGAGAGAGAGAGAGAGAGAGAGAGAGAGAGAGAGUAGGAACAUGGAAAUUAUGUUUUAACGUGGAUUUAUUUGCUGUCCUCAGUCGUUGGUUCUCAGCUGAACUAAUAACUUACUGAAAAUAAUUCACUUGAAUUUUGCUUUAAUUUCACAUAACACACAAAGGAAUUCUAUUCAAUUCAUCAAAUCUAAUAGACAAGUCAUAUAAUGAUUGGACACUUGUUUGUAGAUACUCACUGUCUCAGUUUGACACUUUGUAGAUCUGAAUGAAGUGAGUUGUGCUUUGUCUGUGCUCUGUGCUGUAUAUUUCUGCUAACUUGAUGCUCUCGUGGUGUAGUUUAACUGUCACUCUCGUAAGUGUGUAUUUCAAGUCCGCUGUACAAGAGUUAGUCAGUCACUGCAAAUUUUUCAACUUUGUUUAAUAGAUUAUUCUGCAAAGCAUUUCUAGACAUGGAGUUCAUGUUAGACAAUACUCAAAAUGUCAUUUUAAAAGAUAUGGGGGUUGUAAUCGCAUUUAGGAUCAGGGUGUUUCCUUUGUGUGUUUUUCGAGACAUUGGUGGAACUUUCUUCUGUUUGCUGAUCUUGUGCAGACGUUUAACUUCAUGUGUAAUAAGAGCAAAUAAGCAGCCUGCAACUGUAAAAUCAAAAUGUGUCUGUUUGUCAAAGACUCACCCUGAUACAACCAGCAAAAAUAGCCUGACACCAACUGAAUUGCUUAGUUCUUCUGUGAGAAAAUAAGCAGCAUGAAUCUUUUCUUCUUUAUUUUUUACUAUUUGGUUGACAUAUUUUGCACUAUUGUUCACUUUAUGAAUUUUAAGCAAUUACUUGAAGUUUGAGAUUGUAUGUGUAUCCAAAGUGUUGUAUGUCCACUGAGUUCUAACUGAUUGUUCUGUUGGUCUGCAGUUUUAGUUUAACAUAUGAUAAUGUUUAAGGCAAAAAUAACACAGGUGAAGUGUAGCUAAGAUAAUGCAGACAUUUCAUGUCGUUAAAUAAUAAUAUUACAAUACAUGCCAUUAUUUCUGUGAAUACUAGAAAGCAGUUGCGAUUUGAUCUCAGCUUUCGACCACAAUAUGUGUCUACAGGCCGUACGAAAUAAUGCUGUUGUAAAAACACACUGGUAAAGAACGAGCAGUGUUUAUCUGACCUGGUCAAAUGAUGUAAUUAACAGACGUCAGUGACAAUCAUGACAACCCUUGUCUGUGUUUGGUUUUCACUUCAUUGAUUGGAAGGAUUCACAAAAGCAGCGGCCAUCAUCAAUGCAUUGAGAUCCAUGAAAAGAUCGGAGGAAUGCCUCAGAGACACAAAGGACUGCCUCGUCUGCACUUUGCCACAUUUGCUUGUCCAUAACCUCAAGAUCACUCUCAUUAUUAUGAGUUUUUUUUUUGUUCCUAUCUCCUGACUGUAUGAGCCUCUUGGCUAAAGUGGAUAAGGAGUCUACAACUAUUUCAUGUUUUGCAAAAAGCCAUAUAAUCCUGUGAGAGAACAGUUAGCACUUUGAGUUUUGUUUACGCAAAUGAAAAGUGCGCUUAUAAAUAAAAUGUAUUAUUAUUAUUAUAGUUGAGAGAAUGUGGGAGGCGGCCUCCUCCUCUCCAUAUUGAUGUUUUGUGAAACAAAAUCUCUAAUGAUGAAAGUCAUGUGAAUGAUAACUAUUGUAUAUCAGCAUUGAUAAUUUGGUAAUUUUGCUGUAUCAAAAGGUUCAGUUUCAGGAAUUCAGGCUUGUCGUUGGGUGCAGAAAUCAUCUCAACCCCCUUAAAUUACCUCUAUGCACAACGGUCUACACUUUAGCUGCUUAUGUGGUAAUAUGUGUGUCUGAUGAGUUUUUUAAACUGUAGUGCAUUGUUAUUAUUGUAUUACGGAGCCCUCAAAGAGGAUUUUAAUUUAAUUUAUUUUAAAAUCUUGUGUGCUGUGGAUCUUGUGCACACGACACAUUUACCUGAGGUGUUAAAGCGUAAAAAUACAGCAUGUUACCAUGACCAAACUCUACGUGUUAAAACACAUUUUAAUGUCGUCUAAACGCAAAAUCUCUAAGACGUUAUUUGCUCAACGGACCUUCCUUUUCAGUUUACCCAGAGCCUGAGUGGUCGUGUCAAACUUGCUUCGUAGAACACCCCUCUGGUCCACACGAGUUAUGAACCUUAUGUAUCGCAUACAUACAAAAUACACAAGUUAUUAUUCAAUACUUUGUGCACACAAGUAACUGUCUCGUCAAAUUAGGUCUUUUCUCGUUCCCACAAGACAUAUACCUGGUGCACACAGGUUAUUGUCUUGUCUGCAGAAGAUAUUAUGUUUUGUUAUUAAGAUAAUACCUUUUGCACCCAAGUGAUAAAUUGUGCAUGCAAGAAAACAAUGAAAAUAUUAAUAUAUGUACUUUUGUUGUGCACACAAGAUUUAAAAUAUAUAUAUAUUUUCCAGGGCCUCUGUAUUCAACAGUGUUUUGUCAUUUGCUUUAAUACUUUUAACGUAUGCUGGUGUUUUCUGUAUUACACCUUUAUGUCUGCAUGUACUUGUCCUAAUAGGAUCUGGUGAACAUAAUUACAUAAUUACAUCCUUGGAGCCUGUGUGUCCCCUACAUUUACCUAUUCCAUGGGUAACAAACAUUACAGCCUGCAGUGUCCUUGUUCGGGAUUCUAACCCUCGUUAUAAAUGCUUCAGUUACAGAAGAGGCGUGAGAUUCUUCAGGGUCUGAUUGAUUUAUUAAUUAAAGGUUUAAUCUGACUUUCCUCUGAUCAAUCUUUACCAUGCAGCACUUUAUCAUUAACCCAUUCUAAGAUUAUUGCAAUGCCAAGGAGGCUAUUAACCCAAGUGUUCGACGCCGUCUCUGCAAGAAUGCUGUUGUUCCUGUUUUCUAUUUCUGUCCCAUAAUACACCUGAACUGCCUCCUGUAGUGUUGGUUGUGCCAGUGUACAGUAUGAGUGGAGCGGGGUGACUGAGUGAUUAUAUACUACGUAUAUCCUUAAACACAUAAGAUGCUGAAUAUUUCUUGGGGGAGACAGGAGGUGGGGUGUGUUUGGCUUUUGUUUGGUCAAUAUUUGAAGGUGUAUUGUCAUUUUAUGCUUCAUUCCUUGUCUGAUUGUCUGAGUAUGUGUUCCAUAGCCUAUGUAAUGAUAUUUAAUGUAUGCAGAGGUUAUACCAAGUCCUUUAACAUACUACCAUUGAAGGCAUUCAAUGCCUUGUAUAGGAAUUUAGCUGACAUCAUUGAUAUUUACAGAUAACGUAAUGUAAAUUAACUAUUUUAAUGGCAAUAGUAGUGUGUACAGCUAAAUACAUCAAUGGGCGACUCAUCCAUUCACACUCCCACCACACUGUAUACAGAAAGAACUAAAGCCCGAAUAUUAAACAGCAUGGAGGAAACUUUUCUGUUGUCUUCAUCUGUGUGUUUGUCUCAAUCUCGUUUCUCUGAAUGUUUUUCUUCAUUAUUAUUGUGAGCUGGAAUUAUCUGCUGAACUUUCCCCAACCUCACUGAUUCUAAAGAAGUUAGUGUGAAAAUAAAUGCAGGACAAACACCA
This is a messenger RNA of Cottoperca gobio, 8513 nucleotides long. RefSeq names its product syntaphilin b (gene snphb). The coding region runs from base 219 to 2693 and encodes 824 amino acids. Gene Ontology annotation, biological process: neuron differentiation. The record is from RefSeq and is a predicted model, not a curated record. The transcript has 6 exons. Lineage: Eukaryota; Metazoa; Chordata; Actinopteri; Perciformes; Bovichtidae. Gene Ontology annotation, cellular component: mitochondrion; cytoplasmic microtubule.